This is a messenger RNA of Pristis pectinata (smalltooth sawfish), 2045 nucleotides long. RefSeq names its product methylsterol monooxygenase 1 (gene msmo1). Gene Ontology annotation, biological process: sterol biosynthetic process. Gene Ontology annotation, molecular function: C-4 methylsterol oxidase activity; iron ion binding. The transcript has 5 exons. NCBI's taxonomy places the organism in Eukaryota, Metazoa, Chordata, Chondrichthyes, Rhinopristiformes, Pristidae. The record is from RefSeq and is a predicted model, not a curated record. The coding region runs from base 126 to 1016 and encodes 296 amino acids.
GCGACCGGUCCUGAAGUAACAGCUGAUGCGGCGAAAUGUAACUUAAACAACCCGAGAGGUUGGGCCGGUGCCCGGCGCAGCACCGUUGAGUUGUGCGGUGCCGGGAGCCUGGCAAAGCAGCAGCGAUGAAUGCCAGUGGCGGAGACAUCCUGAGCUCGGCUCGUCUGGCGGUGGAAUAUGUGGACUCGCUGCUCCCCGAAAACCCGCUGCAGGGACCUUUCCGCAGCGCCUGGAAUCACAUGAUGAGCCAUUACACCAAGUUUCAGAUCGCAACCUGGGGUUCCCUCCUCGUUCACGAACUCGUGUAUUUCCUCUUCUGUUUACCUGGCUUCAUCUUUCAGUUCAUACCUUCUAUGAAGAAGUACAAAAUCCAGCAGGAUAAACCAGAAACAUGGGAGAAGCAAUGGAAAUGUUUCAAGGUGCUGCUCUUCAACCAUUUCUGCAUCCAGUUACCCAUGAUCUGUGGGACCUAUUACUUCACUGAAUACUUCAACAUCCCCUACACCUGGGACACCAUGCCAAGAUGGUACGUGCUGCUAGCCCAGUGCUUUGGUUGUGCAGUUAUUGAGGACACCUGGCAUUACUUCUUGCACAGAUUAUUACAUCAUAGAAGAAUCUACAAAUAUAUUCACAAGAUGCACCAUGAUUUCUCAUCUCCAUUUGGCAUGCAAGCUGAAUACGCUCAUCCAUUGGAGACCAUUAUCCUUGGAGCAGGCUUUUUCAUUGGAAUCAUGAUCUUCUGUAACCAUGUGAUGCUGCUGUGGGCUUGGGUUGCUAUCCGCCUCCUAGAAACGAUUGAUGUUCAUAGUGGUUACGACAUCCCUAUAAAUCCAUUGCAUCUGAUCCCCUUUUAUGCUGGAGCCCGGUUUCAUGAUUUUCACCACAUGAACUUUGUUGGAAACUAUGCUUCAACUUUCACCUACUGGGACAAAAUCUUUGGCACUGACUCACAGUUCAACGCUUACUACACAAAGGUGGCAAACAAAGGAAAACUAGAAGAUAAGAAAACACAGUGAAGUCCAUCAGCAUGUAACUCAUUGUUCAGCAGUUUCUUUCCAAAUUUCCAUUUCCAUUCAGAAGCAUUUAUAACCAUUCUUUGAAAAUGAAAAUGUUUUACAAGUGAAACUGGGAGGAAUGUAAUGCCCUAGACAUCCACCAAGGUUUCCCUAAGUCCACUCCUGCCAUGAAAGGUAUUAUUUAGGCAGUGUUGGAGCUCUUUGCUGCACUAUAUUGCCAGUUUAUAUCUCUUGUAUGUCUCCAGGAGUCUUUGAGAUCUGGAGAUACAAAUUCCACAUCCUGAGGCCCAAGGAACUGAAACCUUCAUACUUGAAUCACUGCUAUUGUUUUAGAAUAAAUUUACUAAAUAAAAUAUAAAAUAGAAAGUCUAAAAUGAUACACUGUCUAAUUAUUCAAACUACUGAAUUGUGAAUUGCAUUUUUGUGUACUGAUUGCUCCAAAUCUCAAUGACACAAUGCAACCUGAUGUGUCCAAAAACAGGUACUUACAUUUUAAAUCAGCAGUUGCAUUAUCUUGGACCACAACUAAUAAUCACUUUGAACUCUUGGAUGUGAAUAUAGUGAGAAAGAAUGUGUCUUAAACUGGUCAAACUUACACAUUUUUUAAAAUGGGAUAGUUGCGUUCUCGUUAAAUGUAUCAUUUAUCCAUGAUAUCUUUGCGUAAGUGCUUGAAUGAUAAAACUAGAAUACAUUGAAAUUCAGAGAUUAUAUCACUGGGAUUUGCAAUUGUUUUGUCCUUUCCUCAUUUGUGCCCACUAGUUGUGGGGGGGUGGGGGGGGGGAGUGUAAAACAUGAAUUGUUACAAAAACGUCUCAUUCAGUUUUUAUUAUCUAAAAGUAGUUUGAAUUUUGUUCAAUCCUGCUGAUUUUCUUCAUAAAUAUAAAAAUGUAUUUAUUAUUUAGAGCUUCUAGAUGGUUUAGUAUUAUAUUCUGUGGUCCUUAGAUUAAUAUUUGAACAUGAAUAUGUUGAAAAGUCUAUUUGUAUUUAAUUUGCAUUAAACCUCCAAUAAAGCCUUCUCUCCAUUGCAAC